Messenger RNA from Helobdella robusta, 279 nucleotides. RefSeq lists its product as hypothetical. Gene Ontology annotation, molecular function: RNA binding. The transcript is spliced from 2 exons. Bases 1 to 279 code for a protein of 92 amino acids. NCBI's taxonomy places the organism in Eukaryota, Metazoa, Annelida, Clitellata, Rhynchobdellida, Glossiphoniidae. The record is from RefSeq and is a predicted model, not a curated record.
AUGAAGGAUGCAGAUGCCAUCAAAUUAUUCGUCGGUCAGAUUCCAAGAAAUCUCCUCGAGCCAGAUUUAAGACCCAUCUUCGAAGAGUUCGGUCAAAUUUACGAGUUCACCGUUCUCAAGGACAGGCAGACUGGACUGCAUAAAGGUUGCGCGUUCCUCACGUAUUGCCAGCGGGAGAGUGCAUUGGCUGCCCAGAAGGCUCUUCACGAACAGAAGACCAUGUUUGGGGUGAGUUACUGUUGUUGUUGUUGUGUUGCUGUGUUGUUGUUGUUGUGGUAA